AUGUCGUCAACGCCUCUUCUCUCGGCUGCCGGCGGCCUCCCCGGACCCAAUGUGAUGCAAGACCAUCCUGCCUUUCUCCGUGUCAGCCAUUCGCCAUGGCAAUGCAUCCCCCAAAACGUCCUCGUCGUCCUCCGAGGAAUGAUGCUGGCCUAUCUCACGGCCGUGGCGGCCAUGAUCGGCCACUACAAGCACACCGAGGAGUCCGAGGACAGCCCUUGGCGGCACCUGUUUGACUUUGGCCUGAUCAGCUACGCCCUCGUGUCAAGUUACCACCUCAUCACCUUUUCGUGGACCUUCACCCACCUGUACUACCCCGAUGCCGACGGCGUCCAGGGCGGCGUCGAGUCUUGGAUCGUCCGCGCCAUGUCUCUGCCUGCAAACAUGGGUAGUCUCCGCAAGCAAUUCUACUUCACCCUCUUCUACGCGACGGCCACGGUCUUUUCCUUCAUGAACUCGUCAGUCUACUGGUUCGUCACGCGUCAGCAUGACACGGCAGAGCUGCUGGUCGCCGCAGCCACUGCAACUGGCAAGGGUGCCUCGCCAGCGCUGCUCGUGGGUGACGGUCCCUUCAGCGACCUCUUCGGCGAGGGCUGGUUCAAGCCUUUUAUCAUCUGCAACUUGUACGGAGUCACAUCGGCCCUCAUGAUUCUCGAGACGAUUUUCCUGAACAGCACAAAGCGGCCUGCGACACAGGCUCUUGGAUCCCACUUCUUCGGCCUCGUGGUGUACACGGGUCUGUACCUCGCCUGGGCCGCGCUUGGAAAGGCUUGGACCGACGUCUUCCCCUUCUUCUGGCUCGACGAGGAGGAAGUUGGCUCCAAGGAGGCAGUGACGGCUUACUGCAUGGGCUUCGUGCUUCUGUCGCAAUUCAUGUACACGAUGAUGCUUGGCUUCGUUGGCAUCCGCGAGGGAGUAACCCGGUCCCUUGCCGAGCGCGCCGGUUCCAUUGAGGCUCUGGAGGGUUGA
Messenger RNA from Hirsutella rhossiliensis, 966 nucleotides. RefSeq lists its product as uncharacterized. The record is from RefSeq and is a predicted model, not a curated record. Bases 1 to 966 code for a protein of 321 amino acids. Lineage: Eukaryota; Fungi; Ascomycota; Sordariomycetes; Hypocreales; Ophiocordycipitaceae. The transcript is spliced from 6 exons.